AUGCUGAUCUGGGCGCUCGUCUUGCUGUUGGCACCGAGUGCAACAACGGCCCAACUGUCGAAUGUGACCGCCCAGCUAUUGCUGGCCCCCGCCGAGCUGUCGUUGGUGCUGGAUGAGCACGCAAACAUAUCUAUCACCUACAGGGGCGUCGACGCACACGGCGACCUGAUCCUCACCCUCAGCGACAACAGCCCCUACGUGCAUGGGCCGAGGAAUGUAACACUUGACCACGGCUCGAAUGAGACGGGCUUCGGCAUCGUGGCAAAAGCCGUCGUCAGCCACACCGUCGUCGAAAUUGUCGAAGCCCUCUGGUGCGAUGUGGAAGGGACAAAUUGCACGAGAAUCGAAACCGGCGAGGCGUACACCCGAGUGUCCGUUAUCAAGAGCCGCUUCGUCGAUGUGCUGAUCGUCGUCGUGGGUUGGGCGUACUUCUUUGCGUGGAGCAUCUCCUUCUACCCCCAAAUCAUCCUCAAUUAUCAGCGAAAAAGUGUCGUUGGUCUCAACUUUGACUUCCUAUUCUUGAACAUUGUCGGAUUCGCGGCGUACACCAUCUACAAUGUGAUGAACUAUUGGGACCAGGCUGUUCAGGACGAAUACGCCCGUCUGCACCCAAAAAGCCCGAUGCCCGUCCUGCUGAACGACGUCAUCUUCUCCGUCCACGCCCUCAUCGCCUGCCUGGUCACUGCGCUGCAGGCAUUCAUGUAUGAGCGCCAAAACCAGCGUGUCCACCCGGGAUUCAUCGCCUACGGAGGCGCACUCGUCACCGCCGGCGUGUUCGCCCUGAUCCUCUCCCUUUUCCACAAAAUCACCUACCUGCAAUUUGUCACGUCGCUGUCGUACUUGAAGAUGGCCGUCACGUGCUCCAAAUAUUUCCCCCAGGCGGUGUACAACUACCAGCGGAAAAGCACGGUCGGCUGGUCAAUCGGCAAUGUGCUGCUCGAUUUCACCGGUGGUCUACUGGAUGUUUUGCAGAUGGUCCUGCAAGGCUGGAACGUUGAUGACUGGUCAGCCUUUGUCGGCAACCCCGUCAAGUUCGGCCUCGGCAUGGUGUCGAUGGUCUUCGACGUGGUCUUCCUCCUCCAGCACUACGUCUUCUAUCGCAACGCCGAGAUGCCCGACUCGCGGUAUGCCGGUGUGGAGAACCCGGCCGUCGAGCAGAGUGACGGAGAUGAUUCCCGGUUGAGAGCCGAUUCUCAUGACAUUGUGGUCCACGAC
This is a messenger RNA of Mesorhabditis spiculigera, 1215 nucleotides long. Lineage: Eukaryota; Metazoa; Nematoda; Chromadorea; Rhabditida; Rhabditidae. The record is from the annotation of a GenBank genome assembly.